CAAUUAGUUUCCGACGACAGAAUUUGUCAUUCCCGCCACAAUAAACAAUGCUCAAAUUCACGUUACAAAUCCUCUUACCUUCAAAUCAUGGCCGCCGCCGAUUCCUCUCCGUGCUCGAAUCCGCAGCCCACUCACAAAUUCAAGCUCCAGCAUCUGAAUUUUCAAAAAAAUUCAACCUUUCCUCACUCCCUAAAAGCAAAAAUAUCUCCCAAUUGAGAAAACUUCACUGCGAGCUGAUUGUCAACGGUUUAAUCUCAGAGCUUUCCACCGCUAACAAAAUUCUUCACGCAUACACACUCCACAAAGAUUUGGAGAGUGCGUAUGCAUUGUUUUGUGAUGUUAAUGUGAAAAAUUCUUACUUUUGGAGUGUUAUGAUUGGUGGGUUUGCCAGAGCUGGUGAUUUUUUCAGCUGUUGCAGAGUUUUUAGGGAUUAUGUGAGGUCUGGUGAUUUGCCUGAUGAUUACACUUUGCCUGUGGUUAUAAAGAUUUGUAGGAAUUUUAUGGAUUUGGGAAUGGGGAGAUUGUUGCAUUGUUUUGUCUACAAGUGUGGAUUUUGUUGUUAUACUUUUGUUGCUGCGGCGCUCGUGGAUAUGUAUGCGAAGUGCAAGGUGAUUGGGGAUGCGGGGAGGGUGUUCGAUGAAAUGCCUGAGAGAGACCUUGUUAGUUGGACUGUGAUGAUUGGGGCUUAUACUGAAUGUGGGAAUCCGGAGGAGGGGUUGGAGUUGUUUGAUCGGAUGCGAGAGGGUGGAAUUGUGCCGGAUAAGAUUGUGAUGGUUAAUGUUGUCAAUGCUUCUGCAAAGGUGGGGUCGAUGCAUAAGGCGGGGGUUGUGGAUGAUUACGUGAAGGUGAUGGGGUUUUUGUUGGAUGUGAUUCUUGGUACUGCUUUGAUUGCUAUGUAUGCGAAAUGUGGGAGCUUGGAGUUGGCGAGGGAGAAGUUCGACGGGAUGAGGGAGAGGAACGUUGUGUCGUGGAGCACGAUGAUUGCGGCGUAUGGCUACCAUGGGGAAGGCCGGGAAGCUCUUGAUUUGUUUGGCAUGAUGUUGGGAAAUGGAGUGUUGCCUAAUAACAUCACGUUCGUUUCCCUCUUGCACGCUUGUAGUCACUCUGGUUUGGUUGACGAGGGUCUAGAGAUUUUCUCGCUAAUGCAAGAGAAGUAUGGAGUGAGGCCGGAUGUGAAGCAUUUCACUUGCGUUGUUGAUCUAUUUGGUCGUUCUGGAAAACUUGAACGAGCCUUAAGUUUGAUUGAAGAUAUGAAUAUUGAAAAAGAUGCGGGGCUCUGGGCUGCGUUGAUUGGUGCUUGUAGGAUACAUGGUGAUGUAGAACUGGCGGAGAAGGCUGCAAUGUCCCUCCUCGAAUUACAACCCCAGAAUGCAGGGCAUUAUAUACUACUUUCCAAUAUUUAUGCCAAAGCUGGUCGAUGGAAAGAAGUGGCCAAGGUUAGGGAACUAAUGACUCGUCAAAGUAUAAAGAAAAUUCCGGGUUGGACUUGGAUUGAAGUGGAAAACAAGAUUCAUAAGUUUGGCGUUGGAGACCAUACACAUGUUCAGUCGAGAGAGAUAUACGAGCAACUAAAGCAAUUGCGUGAGAAACUGGAGCUGGCUGGCUAUGUUCCAGAUACGAAUUUCGUGCUACAUGACAUUGAUGAUGAACUGAAGUUGGAUAUCUUGCAUACACACAGCGAGAAGCUGGCAAUUGCGUUUGGACUAAUUGCCACACCUGAGGGAACUCCCAUUAGAAUUACGAAAAAUCUUAGAGUUUGUGGUGACUGUCACACGUUCAUCAAAUUUGUGUCUCUGAUCAUGAAAAGGUUACUUGUUGUUCGUGAUGCAAAUCGCUUCCACCAUUUCAAGGACGGAGCUUGUUCUUGCAGUGAUUAUUGGUGAAUGUUUUGCUAUUGUCUGGCCACAAUAGCAAUUGCUUGCCGUUGGGAUCAAGAGAUAUUGUACGCGGGAUCAACUGCAAUAUGAACAUCAUCCCUUGUUAACAUCAUCGUUAACCGAAUCUGACUCGUUCGCCCAACCCCACACAAUCCUUCUAUUCGUAGAAGGGUCAAAGAAGGAUUUGGAGGCAUAGAAGUUGCCAUAAUCAUACCUCAAUCCAUUCCGGUUAUCAAUCAUGCCUUCAUCAGAAGUGUCGAGUCCAUUGCUUCCAGUCUCUGAAACAGGAAAGAACUCGGGACAUUCCCAAUUCCCAGUCCCAGCCACAGCGUGCAACGGAUGCUUGGCUUUAAUCCAGUGCGUGAAAUCCCGACUCUUGUAUAAAUGAGCGAUCCCCAUUUGCCUAACAACACCGCUUAUGGUUAUUCUCCAGAGACCGUCUCUCCCCAACCAUGCUGUUGUUGGGUCACGGAACGCAGUCUUGUUGAUCCACCUAUCUGGGACGAUCAAGGGGUUGUUGUUGGGCUUGAUCCACUCAGUAAGUAAUGGAUCUGAUAGGUUGGCCGGGAUAGCAUAGUUUUGGACUUGUGUGUUGUGCUCGUCUGUGAUGCCUGUGUAUAGGAUGAUGGGCUUACCACCAGGAAGAACCGUUGCUGAACCCGACCAGCACCCAAAUUUAUCAAACGGCC
Messenger RNA from Salvia hispanica, 2566 nucleotides. The record is from RefSeq and is a predicted model, not a curated record. NCBI's taxonomy places the organism in Eukaryota, Viridiplantae, Streptophyta, Magnoliopsida, Lamiales, Lamiaceae.